Molecule: messenger RNA, 936 nt
Organism: Lottia gigantea (owl limpet)
Lineage: Eukaryota; Metazoa; Mollusca; Gastropoda; Lottiidae
Exons: 6
Coding region: 1-936 (311 amino acids)
Biological process (GO): glycerol transmembrane transport; water transport
Cellular component (GO): plasma membrane; basolateral plasma membrane
Molecular function (GO): glycerol channel activity; water channel activity
Source: RefSeq, a predicted model, not a curated record
AUGAGCAUCAUAAAGAAAAUAGCACUCAAAUUACGAGUUAAAAAUGAACUUGCCAAAGAUGUUUUAGCUGAGUUUUUUGGAACUUUUGUGCUCUGUUCUUUUGCUAUUGGCGCCAGUUGUCAGUAUGUAUUAACCAGACAGAAAUUAGCCAGUUUUUUAACAUUAAAUUUGGCUAAUGGUGUGGGAUUAGUGUUUGGUGUUUACACUGCUGGCGGUGUGUCCGGGGCCUCGCUGAAUCCAGCCACUACUAUUGCACUGUGCCUCCAUGGAUUAAUGGAUUGGUAUAAAUUUCCAUUUUAUACCAUAGCAGAAACAGCUGGAGCUUUUUUUGCAGCUGCUGUUCAAUACAGAGUCAAUAUUGAUAUGUUGAAUGCUUAUGAUGGGGGAAAUCGAAGCACAUAUGGACCAAAUGCAACGGCGGGCAUGUUCUCUACUUUCCCAAAUCCAGAUGUUUCGACUAUGAAUUGCCUAUGGGAUCAGAUUUGGUCCACUUUUCUACUAAUAGUGUGUGUAUUCGCUGUUAUCGAUAAAAAAAAUUUCAUGCCCCUUGAUAAAGGGUUGCUACCCAUAUCGUUUGGAUCUAUUGUCUUCGGUAUUGGUGCUUGUUGGGCAGGAAAUUGUGGAUAUCCUUUAAACCCUUCUAGAGACUUGGGACCACGUUUAUUUACUGCUAUUGCUGGCUGGGGAAUUGAACCAUUCAGCUACAGAAAUUAUAACUGGUUUUGGGUUCCAAUAGUUGGCCCUUGCAUAGGAGCUUCUCUCGCAUAUUUCGGAUACAUGCUGUUUAUUGAGUUACAUUGGGAAGCAGAAGAAGGUGAAGAACCAGAAAAAGUAGAAACCAUCAAUGUUGUUAAUCAUCAUGAAAAAAUACAUAACCAUGAAAUGCAAGGGGUGAAUAAUCCUGCUUUCCUUAGUUCAGAUGGUAAGCAUGUUUAG